CGGCGACGGCAGGGGUUGCCCAGCUGUUCCAGUGCGGCAAUGGUCCCUCCUCCCAGCUGCGCCUGCCUCAUCUCCCCCCACCCAGCAGCCCGUCCCUCCCCUCCGCCGCUCCCGACGCUGCAGCCGCUGCCGCCACCUCCUCCUCGUCCCAACCCCCAGCCUCCCUCUCUCCCUCCCUCUCUCUCUCUCUCUCCCCAUCUCCUCUCCUCUCUGUCCGGUUUCUCCCUUUCCCGCCGGCGGCGGCCCUGGCAGAGUAGGCACCGCAGGGCGGAGAGGGGCGAAAACCUCCAUGUAACACCAUGACAGGCAUCGCCGCCGCCUCCUUCUUCUCCAAUACCUGCCGCUUCGGGGGCUGCGGGCUGCCCUUCCCAACCCUGGCCGAGCUCAUCGAGCACAUCGAGGACAACCAUAUCGAUACAGACCCGCGUGUAUUGGAGAAGCAAGAACUACAACAGCCAACUUAUGUUGCUCUCAGUUACAUUAAUAGGUUUAUGACUGAUGCAGCGCGGCGAGAGCAGGAAUCCCUGAAGAAGAAAAUCCAGCCUAAACUCUCCCUGACUCUUUCAAGUUCGGUGUCCCGGGGAAACGUAUCUACUCCUCCACGCCACAGCAGUGGGAGCCUUACUCCGCCAGUCACGCCACCCAUUACCCCCUCCUCGUCGUUUCGCAGCAGCACACCCACAGGAAGCGAGUAUGAUGAGGAGGAAGUAGACUAUGAAGAUUCAGACAGCGAUGAGUCCUGGACUACAGAAAGUGCCAUCAGCUCUGAAGCUAUCCUAAGUUCCAUGUGUAUGAAUGGAGGAGACGAAAAACCCUUUGCUUGUCCUGUCCCUGGCUGUAAAAAGCGAUAUAAGAAUGUGAACGGUAUAAAAUAUCAUGCCAAGAAUGGCCACAGAACACAGAUACGUGUGCGGAAACCAUUCAAAUGUCGUUGUGGGAAGAGUUACAAGACAGCUCAGGGUCUCCGGCACCAUACAAUCAAUUUCCACCCACCAGUGUCUGCUGAGAUUAUCAGAAAGAUGCAGCAAUAACAUGCUGGUCACAUAUGUGCCAAGGAAUCCUCACCAGCAGUUGCUGAUUUUGAAGACAGCCACCUUCUCUGGGGAAGGCACUGAGCAACCCCGUAAAGAAUUUAAAUUGCAUGCUUUACAAUUUUUUCUGUAAUUUUGGAAUGAUGUAUCUUUGUAGAGUUAAUGAUUUUGUACAUUUGCACAUGUAAUCAUCAUGCCCAUAUACGUUAGUUUGAUAUAAAGGUGCUAAAAGCUACAGGUUUUCUGAAGUAUUUCCCUCCCCCCAAAAGGAGAAUUAGGGUAUGCUGUAUAUUUAGUUGCUCUGCAGUGUUAAAAUAAGAAUGGGGAAGGGGAGGAGGAAAGCUUGGCACUGAGAACUUCAAGAUUGUAAUGUGAUUGAAGAAAUUCGACACAUCAGUUCCCAUGUGCUUGCAAAACCAAAACAAUUCCCCAUUAUCCACCUGGUUAAUAUGCCUUAUGUAAUAGAGAUAUCUGUGGGAUAGGAAGGUUUUAGGUAUUGGAAUUAUAAAUAAGAGAAUGUUUAACAUAUGCUAAAAAUAUUUUCAUACUCAGAUAACAUACAUAAAAAGUGUGCUUGCUGUAUUUUAUAUUACCUUGCAAAUUCUUUAGCUCUCUGAAAUGCUGAAAAUCUUUGCAUUUGAACUAGUAAACCAUUCAUUCUAGCAUUAGAAUUCCUACUCCUGUCUGUAAAGGAUGCUAUAUAAUGUUAAAAGACCCACCAUAAUUCCAGAAGACCAAGUUCUCCUGGUCUCGUUCUUCUUUAAUAUCUACUACUAGAAGACAUUUGGAAAUAAAGUGCAAAUUUGUGAGGGAGAAAUUACCUUCAUCUUAGAUGAAGUUCUUAAAGCACUUUGUAGUUCUCAAUUGCCAACAAAUUUAAAUGUUUUAUGUAUUGCCAACUCUUGCAACCCCUGUACUAGUACGGACCAGUGGUUGCAAAUAAAAAAUUCUAGGAUGUUUUAAUGAGGUACAUUAUUUGUGUUAAGGGAGUUUCAAGUUCCAUUUACAUUGUACCUUCAGAUUUUUGUAUAUAUAAUAUAUAU
Podarcis raffonei (Aeolian wall lizard) is the source of this 2074-nucleotide messenger RNA. It is a transcript of the gene JAZF1, whose product is annotated as JAZF zinc finger 1. Gene Ontology annotation, cellular component: nucleus. Lineage: Eukaryota; Metazoa; Chordata; Lepidosauria; Squamata; Lacertidae. The transcript is spliced from 5 exons. The record is from RefSeq and is a predicted model, not a curated record. The coding region runs from base 300 to 1031 and encodes 243 amino acids.